Fusarium sp. VM40 is the source of this 1374-nucleotide messenger RNA. NCBI's taxonomy places the organism in Eukaryota, Fungi, Ascomycota, Sordariomycetes, Hypocreales, Nectriaceae. The record is from the annotation of a GenBank genome assembly.
AUGGCUCGCACUUCUCUGCGCAAAAAGCAGGUAGUUAGCUAUAACGAGGAUCACAACGACGACGGCGAAAUGCCCCAAGUGACCAAGGCUGUUGCGGCUGCUAGUAAGGCUGUGGAGAAGACCAAGGGGGUUAUAACGAAGACCGUUGCUACAAAAACUGCUACCGCAAAGACCGCAACGAAACGAAAAGCCGAACCUGAGCCAGAGAGUGCAGCGCCUGCACCAGUGGCAAAGGUGACCAAGAAGCGCAAGACGAAGGCCAAGGAUGAAGAUGCGACACCUCUAGCAGAUCGGACAUCUGUCACUACUCUCAAACCUGCUAUGCAUAUUGGCGCCCACGUUAGUGCUGCGGGAGGAGUUCAAAAUUCUGUCACCAAUGCUGUCCAUAUUGGCGCAAACGCUUUCGCCCUCUUCUUGAAGUCGCAGCGAAAAUGGACGAACCCCCCUCUCGACCAGGAUGCCAAGAACCAGUUUAUCUCGAUGUGUAAAGACCACAGCUACAGCGCAGGCGAACACGCCCUCCCGCACGGCUCAUAUCUCGUCAACCUUGCGCAGGCCGACGAAGAGAAGGCGAACCAAGCAUACACCUCCUUUGUUGACGACCUGCAAAGAUGUGAGCAACUAGGCAUUCGCUUGUACAACUUCCACCCGGGGUCAACGGGUGGCGAUGUUAGAUCAGCAGCAAUUGGACGUAUCGCUGCACAGCUCAACAAGUCGCACAAGGCUACCAAGACGGUGGUCACAGUUCUUGAGAAUAUGGCUGGAAGUGGAAAUGUCAUUGGAUCAACAUGGGAGGACUUGAGGGAUAUUAUUCACCUGGUCGAGGAUAAGUCACGGGUGGGUGUUUGCAUUGAUACGUGCCAUGCUUUUGCGGCUGGAUACGACCUGAGGACACCAGAGGUGUUCAAGACAACUGUUGAUUCUUUCAACGACAUUGUCGGCCACAAGUAUCUCAAGGCUUUCCAUUUAAACGACAGCAAAGCGCCUUUCAAUUCCAACAGAGAUCUCCACGCCAACAUCGGCACAGGCUUCCUCGGUCUUCGUGCCUUUCACAGCAUUAUGAACCACGCACCCUUCGCAGGCAUGCCCAUGGUUCUCGAGACACCUAUCGACCGCACAGGUUCUGACGGCAAGUCCGUUGAGGACAAGAAGAUCUGGGCCGAUGAAAUCAAGCUCCUGGAGCGGCUCGUAGGCAUGGAUGCCGAGAGUGAGGAAUUCAAGGAGCUUGAGAAGGAUCUACACGCCAAGGGCGAGUCUGAGCGGAAUAAGAUACAGGACCAGGUCGAUCGUAAGACGGCCAAGGAUGCGAAGAAGGGGGCCAAGAAAGGUGGUAAGAGGAAGAAGCAGGGUGAACCGGAGGAUGAGAGCGAGUAG